This is a messenger RNA of Leptonychotes weddellii (Weddell seal), 4418 nucleotides long. Lineage: Eukaryota; Metazoa; Chordata; Mammalia; Carnivora; Phocidae. The record is from RefSeq and is a predicted model, not a curated record.
AUGGAAGGAAUGGGCCAGUUUCAACUGAACAGGGCAAGACAGGACAGAAACAAAAGCACGGCUGGCCUGCCCACUCUGACCUUCUCCCCGCUCACCCCAACAGUGUUCCCCAGGGUGCUGCUGCGGACCCUGCGCCACCCCAUCUUCCUGCUGGUGGUCCUGUCCCAGGUGUGCAUGUCGUCCACGGUGGCAGGCAUGGCCACCUUCCUGCCCAAGUUCCUGGAGCGCCAGUUUUCCGUCACAGCAUCCUACGCCAACCUGCUCAUAGGAUGCCUCAGCAUCCCGUCGGCCAUCGUGGGCAUCGUGGUCGGGGGCAUCCUGGUCAAGCGCUUCCACCUGGGCCCUGUGCGUUGUGGCGCCCUUUGCCUCCUGGGGGCGCUGUUCGGCCUACUUCUCAGCCUGCCCCUCUUCUUCAUGGGCUGCUCUACCCACCAGAUUGCAGGCAUCACCCGCCAGCCUGGCAACCUGCCUGGACCGGACCUGUUUCCAGCCUGCACAGAGCCUUGCUCCUGCCCAUUGGACGACUUUAACCCUGUCUGUGACCCCAGAACCCAUGUUGAAUACCUCACACCCUGCCAGGCAGGCUGCACAGGCUGGCUGGUCCAGGAAGCUCUGGACAAAAGUCAGGUGGGUCAGGCCUCUGAUUGUUCCCUCUGCCUCCCCUGGGCUCUGCCCCUCCCUGUCUUUGUGCAUCCAUCACGCUCUCCAUCUUUGCGCAUUCUCAUUCUGUGGCUCUUCUAUCUGUUGGUUGGUCUGUCUCCUUCUGUUGGCCAAUGUAGAACAUGAUUCUUGCAGUAAACUUUCAUUGCCAGUCGGGGCCCAGCCAUGUGCCAGGCCCCAGAGCACAGGGGUGAGCCCGAUCUGGCUCCAGCUGUCUGUGCAAGGGAGAGGCAAAAGGAAACAAGGAACUCCAGGGGUGGUGAUAGGCAGGAGAAAUGGUCCCCACAAGAACAGACAAAGAUGGAAGAAGGUGCAUCCAGCCUGGGAGGGUACUGGAAGGCUUCCUGGGACGUGGCAUUUGUGCUGGAUCAUCAAGGAUGAGUAGCAAACCAGGAAAGGGCUUUCCAAGCAGGGGGAACCGCAGAAGCAAAGUCUGCACACACAUGCACACAGUGUUUCAAGAAACGGCAAAGAACUUGUUGGAGCAGAAGCAGAACGUUUCCAAGAGGGAAAGUGAGGCUCAGGCAAAGAAGGGCAUUCAAGGCCUUUACCAAGAGAGCAAUGGGGAGCAUUGGGUGGGCUGGUGACAGGGUCAGAUCUGUGUCUGAUAAUACUUGAGGCCAUGUAUGGAGGAGGGCGAGCAGAGUGCAGGCUAGGAGACAGGGAAACGGUGGGGAGGCUGGCCCAGAGAGCCCAGUCAAUCAUUCAGCCAGUCAGCAAACCUUCACAGAGCUCCUCCUCUGUGCCAGGCCCUGUGCCAGGGGCCGAGGACCCAGAGCCAAGGGGCCCUACCCUCGAACUCCAAGCAGGGAAGGAGGCAGAAUAAGCAGCCGCAGUGCAUCUUGUGUGAACCUUAAACAGGUCUCCAAGACUAGCCACUCUUCCUCCCCUUUCUCCUCAGUCCCCCAGAUGACAAAUGAGAAGAAUAUCUGCCUUCCUCAGGCCCCCAGGCUGUAGACGAGCCUGUUGGGGGGCGGGGCGCAGGGGGUGCAGCAUCAGGCUGGCCACAACGCGUCCCUUCUCCAGAGCCCCCCCUCUUGGUCAUGUGGAACUCCUGCCUUUGCAUCCUGGACCCCACGGGCUGGUGCAGAGGACAGCACCUGGCUGACGGGGCUGCAAGCCAGCAGGCACCAGCUGGGCUCUGCAAACGGUUUGCAUUUGCAGUCAUCGAAAUCCCAGCCUCUGUGCCUCCUUAGCGCUCACUGUCUUUGCCUGGUUUCAUAUCUCUGAGACCUUCCAGGGGACCCCAGGCCCUGCCAGCUGGGGCAAGAUCCCCCAGGGAACAGUAAGCUUUAGUGGAUAUGGGCCCCUGAGCACCGAGGCCAGGCCACCCGGUUCGAAUCCCUGUUCUACCUCUACCUGGCUCUGUUACCUCAGGCAAAUUAUUUCAUCUGUGCCUCCAUUUCCUGGUCUAUAAGACAGAGGUGAUCGUACUGAGUACUUACUAUAUACCAGCCACUGUGCUAAAUGCUUUCCUCAGGUGACUUCAUUAAAUAGUGAGUAAAGAGCCACAUGACAAUGCCCAUGAAAAGUACUUGGCACAGUGGCUGGGAAAUUUUAAGCACUCAGUAGUACACACUCCUAUUAGUGUCCGUUAUACAGAUGGGAAAGGGAGGUUCAGGAAAGGACCAGGCAUUGCCCAAAGUCUUAAUGCCAGAGCUGGGGUUAUAACCCAGGGCUCUGGCCUCCCAGCCCAGCGCGCUCCCCAGAGCAUCCUCAGAGGUUGUGUCUGGGGAUGGUAUUUGGAGGAGGGCACACCUGGGUCCUGGUCAGCACACAGGAACUGUAGCUCCGGCCUGGAAUAGUCUCGCAGCCAGCCUGCCUCCUGAGGUUGACUGUGAGCGAGCUCGCGGGCCCAGGGCUGGGUCGCUCAGUGGCCAGCACCGCUGCACUCAGUAACCGUGGAUGAAGGAGUAGAUGGCCAGGGGAAAGAUGGGGAGAGGUGGGCGGUUGGGGGGAUCUGAGGCUCGGGGUGAGGCUGAAUCCCCCGGGGGAGUGAGAAUCAGAGGCAGCUGGAGAGAUCGGAGUCAUCCGUAAGAAGAACUUGCUGCCAGAGUUAGAUGAAUGUGAAUGAGAGCUGGGAAAACCCCAAGAGGAAGGCCUCCAGCUUUGUGUCCGUCCCAGCCAUCUUCGGCCGUUCAGAAAAGGCAUGAGGGCGGGUCUUUCUCUUCUAGCCACCUUGCCUGGCAUAUUUCUCCCCUUAGCUGUCCCUCCAUUGUACCUCCACCCCAGUGGGUUGCUCAGCCUGGGGGCAAAGGUCCAGAUGGCGUGUGCUCAGCAGGUCGCACGCCUGUGGCAGCCUGACCAUGCACGGGCACCCUGCGGGCAAUGGAAAGAGCGCCCAGUUACCCCAGCCGGAAUCCCCGAUCUCGCGCUCUCUCACCUUGCCCUAAUUCUACAUCCUAAGUAUCUCUCAAAUCAAACCCUGUUCUCCAUCCUCCUCCCCCUCCCACCGCUCUCUCCACAGUGGGCCUCUUGGCCGGCCUCCCCUGCCUGGCCUGUCCUCUUGCAGGAACCCCAGCGGCUUUGGUGCCGUCAGCUGUCAUCCCUCCGGAGCUUAAAUUCCUCCCAAGGCUCCCACAGUCCUCCUCAGGGACUCCCAACCCUUUUCACAGUGGGAAGUGUGUGAGGCUGCCCCAGGCCGACCGAGCAGGCCACCCUAAGGGCUGAUGCCACCCAGCCCUGCACACCUGUCUCCCAGCAGAGGCCGCGGCUCCCUGGGACACACUGGUCAGAAACUCUGUUCUGUGGGGAAGAAAAGCCUAGGCUUCCUGGCUUUCUUAGCUUCUGUGAGGCAUGGGCGGUGGAGACCACUGCUGAAAGAAUCCUAGGCUGGAAGUUUUCCAGGCCACGUGGGGGUGGGAAUGCGGGCUGCAAUCAAACAUGCCCCUGAGCCAGCCUGGGGGCCAUCCCUUGCAGUUGGAAAAGGGGUCAGCUUUUCACAUACUUCAGCCUCUGGAGGGGUCCCAGUUUUUUGCGGGGGUCUCCUAUUGGACUUCACUCUGGCAGGAGGGAGGGCUAGGCUUUGUCCUCCCGCCUUGGAGCUCCCAGACCUCAGAAAGCUAUACUCCUGGUGAAGGUUCUGCAAACAUGCUGCAGCCAAAGCUUGCUUCAGGACCCUGCUCACCUCGCUGGGUUCCAGCCUCUCUGAGCAGUUUUCCGUUUCUGCCGGCACAUGGGUGCCCUCAGGACAAUGUUUUCAAUACUUUAUCCAGCAUUGUGUUGUCAGCAGGAUGAUUGGCAGGGUCCCGGUCCACUGUGUUUCUGGAAACAGCAGUCCAGGUUCCUCUUCUGUGUCCCAAACUCUUCACAACGCGCCAUCCCGGGGCAGCCCUCAAGCGCUUCCCUGCCUCCCCUCUGCCCUCCGCUCCAGGCAAAGAUUUGCUGCACUCUUUCAUGCCACUUUCGUGGGAUUUUACAUCUGACCUUCCCUCUCCUCAUCUCAGUUUUCCUCUUGGCAAGCUCCUAUUCGUUCCUCAAGACCCAGAUCCAGCACCCCUCUCUGGUGAAGCCUUCCUUGCCCCUCACCUGGUGAAGCUGGGUUCCUGUGGUGCUGCCUGCGUCCCUCUCUCCUGUGCUUGACUGUCUCCUGGAGAGUCUCCUCUGCAACCCGGUGCCCUGCAAGACCUCAGUGAAGUAGAAAGGGAGGGAAACCGAGCUGGAAAACUUGAGUUCCUUCCCCAAAACACUCUUAAAUAGUUUUUUUUUAAAGAUUUUAUUUAUUUAUUUGAGAGAGAGAGAGAGUGCGCUCAUGUGUG